UCAGGGCUUUUAUUUUGAAGGGGGGGAACAGGCCCAGCAGCGGUCAGCUGACCAGCCAGGCUGCUUACCUGACGAGCGAGGGGACUGUGGUGGUCAACGAGGAGUGAGACAAAUCACACCAUGCUGCCUGAUAAAGAUGGUCCAGGCGUCGGAGGCGGACAGAGCUCUCCUGAGGGGGAGGACCCCUCUGUGAGUCUGUUCAGAGAGUACCUCCGCCUCAAAACCGUCCACCCAGACCCUGACUAUGAUGCUGCUCUUCGGUUCCUGGACAGAAUGGCUGAUGAGCUUGGGCUACCCAUGAAAAAGAUUGAGGUUUGUCCAGGCAGAGUUGUGUCGAUCAUGACAUGGGAAGGGACGAACCCAACCUUAAAAUCCAUCUUACUCAAUUCCCAUACAGAUGUUGUACCUGUUUUCCAGGAACAUUGGAAAUACGAUGCUUUCAGUGCUUUCAAAGAUGCAGAGGGCAACAUUUAUGCCCGGGGAUCACAGGACAUGAAAUGUGUAACUAUACAGUACAUCCAGGCAGUUAGAAGACUGAAGGCUGAGGGACGGAAACUGAUGCGCACUGUGCACUUAAUGUUUGUUCCCGAUGAAGAAGUUGGAGGUCACAAGGGAAUGGAAACAUUUGUGAAGCAUCCAGAGUUCCAAAAAUUAAACAUUGGCUUUGCACUUGAUGAAGGUCUGGCCAACCCUGGCGAGGCCUUCACUGUGUUUUAUGGAGAGAGGAACCCCUGGUGGAUUACAGUCCACUGCCCAGGCAGUCCAGGUCAUGGCUCUAGGUUUGUGGAGAACACAGCUGCUGAGAAACUGCGCCAAGUCAUGAACUCCUUCCUGGACUUCAGAGAGAAGGAGAAACUCAGGCUAAAUACCAGUGAGUGUUUCACGCUUGGUGAUGUCACCACAGUGAACAUGACCAUGGUCAAAGGUGGCGUGGCCUACAACGUCAUCCCAGCUGAAAUGGACGUCAGCUUUGACCUGAGAAUACCACCUACAGUGAAUCUGCAGGAGUUUGAAAGCCAGAUCAAAGAGUGGUGCAAAGAAGCAGGAGAAGAUGUCACCUAUGAAUUUGCUCAGAAACAUAUGAACCAGAAUGUGACUUCGACGGAGGAGAAUGAUCCUUGGUGGAGCGCCUUCAGCGUCACCUGCAAGGCAAUGAAUAUGACUGUGGAGAAGGAGAUAUUUCCAGCUGCCACAGAUAGCCGUUUCAUCCGAGCUGUGGGUAUCCCCGCUAUCGGCUUUUCUCCAAUGAACCGGACGCCAAUCCUGCUGCACGAUCACAACGAGUAUCUGAAUGAGCAGGUCUUCCUGAAAGGCAUCAGCGUGUUCGAGAGGCUCAUCUCAGCUCUUGCCAGCGUUCCUGCCUGUUCUGAUGAGGCUUAGACAAGUCUUCGUUUUUAAUCCUCUCUAAAACGUAUUUCACUGAUGAGCUGAAUAUUUAACUUGAAGAAUUUGCAGAGAUUACCAAAGAAUAAUAACAUGUAUAUCAUAAGCCAAAACUGAGCACUUAGCCUUUGGUACUAUUGAUUUGAGUUUUUUUUAUGAUUCUCAGGAGAUAGGCGCAGUGAGCGUUGCAUUACUCAGCACUGCAGCAGUUUUUUAACAACCUGUAUGUCAACAUUGUUGAUUGAGUGUGCCUGUGUGUAUGCAGUCUUAAAGAAUUAUCACCUAUUGUGUAAACAGUUUUCCAUUAGGAUGGAAAAAUCAACAUACUAAAAUGUAAAGAUGACUUUGAUUUAACUCUUUGAUCAAACAUCACUUAAUUGCCACUUUUUAGAUUUAGCUUAAUUUUAAAACUAUGAUUUCACGAGUUCUAAUUUUAUUUAAUAAAUGGAAUUG
Messenger RNA from Chelmon rostratus (copperband butterflyfish), 1836 nucleotides. RefSeq names its product aminoacylase-1-like. The coding region runs from base 121 to 1380 and encodes 419 amino acids. Lineage: Eukaryota; Metazoa; Chordata; Actinopteri; Chaetodontiformes; Chaetodontidae. The record is from RefSeq and is a predicted model, not a curated record. The transcript has 15 exons. Gene Ontology annotation, cellular component: cytoplasm. Gene Ontology annotation, molecular function: aminoacylase activity. Gene Ontology annotation, biological process: amino acid metabolic process.